Messenger RNA from Chlamydomonas reinhardtii, 858 nucleotides. RefSeq lists its product as uncharacterized. Bases 269 to 838 code for a protein of 189 amino acids. Gene Ontology annotation, biological process: regulation of mitochondrial ATP synthesis coupled proton transport; positive regulation of proton-transporting ATP synthase activity, rotational mechanism; peptidyl-lysine trimethylation. Gene Ontology annotation, cellular component: mitochondrion. Lineage: Eukaryota; Viridiplantae; Chlorophyta; Chlorophyceae; Chlamydomonadales; Chlamydomonadaceae. The transcript has 5 exons. Gene Ontology annotation, molecular function: protein-lysine N-methyltransferase activity. The record is from RefSeq and is a predicted model, not a curated record.
ACAAAACUCUAGCCGUAACUGACAGACGCAAGGCCACAUGAAUCCGUCGUUUAGAUAAUCGUGCAGGUUGCACAGCGAUGACAGAGAAGGCCACUUCUUGGCCUCAAGCAGCUUCGCUAAAAGCAUGAGAGCAACCAUGCUCAUCGUAGUGUACUAGUCGGCGUUCGCUAUGCGUCAAGCCUCGAUCCCUUGAUCCUCCAUCCUCGCAGUUUGACACCCUGUGUGGAACUGGAUUGGGGCCCGUCAGCUGGUAGCCCACGAAACCAGCAUGCCUACGGUGCUGGACAAGGGGCCGUUGGCCUCCAUCAUCUUCGAGAUGCGGACCUGGUUGCGCUGCAUGCUGCCCUACACGCCCUAUGUGGCGCCGUUCUACCCCACACCCGACUCGGUCAUCAACCGGGUGCUGGACCUAACCAGCGUGCGGGCGGGCGACACGGUGUACGACCUGGGCUGUGGCGACGGCCGGGUGCUGCUGGCGGCGGCGCGGCGGGGGGCGCGGGCGGUGGGCUAUGAGCUGGAUGUGGAGCUGGUCCGUGACGCGGUGGAGUCCGCUCGCAAGGCGGGUCUGGAGCACCUGGUCAAGGUGGUGAAGGCGGACGCGGCCAGUGCUGACGUCAGCGACGCCUCCGUCAUUGCGCUGUAUCUGUCGGACCACGGGAACAGCCGGCUUCUGAAGAGCGUGCAGGCCACACUAAAGCCAGGGACACGAGUGGCUUCCUUCUACUUCCCCGUUGGGCUGCCAGGCUGGCAGGAGCGGCUGCUGACGAAAGACAACGCCGACGGCUUGAAUGUGUACGUCUAUAAAGCGCCCUCUGGGCAACAACACAAAGAGGAAUAACAGGAUUGCCGGUGCACGUU